Coccomyxa subellipsoidea C-169 is the source of this 621-nucleotide messenger RNA. RefSeq lists its product as hypothetical. The record is from RefSeq and is a predicted model, not a curated record. The transcript is spliced from 5 exons. The coding region runs from base 1 to 621 and encodes 206 amino acids. Gene Ontology annotation, molecular function: chlorophyllase activity. NCBI's taxonomy places the organism in Eukaryota, Viridiplantae, Chlorophyta, Trebouxiophyceae, Coccomyxaceae. Gene Ontology annotation, biological process: chlorophyll catabolic process.
AUGGAUUUCUUCGAUGGCAUCCUGAGCUGGCUUGCCUCUGAGAACCAAUCCAAAGAUUCGAAGCUGCACAGCCUCUUGGACUUUGAUCGCAUCGCAGUUGCAGGCCACAGCCGCGGCGCCAAGCUCGCAUAUCGCGCUCAGGUGAAAGCAGCAUACCUGAUUGACCCUGUAGACAACACCACCUUCACACCUGAGAGUGCCGAAUAUCCGAGUGCUGUCAGAGCUCUGCGCCAAUCUGGCAAGCCAGUGGGCAUCACAGGCGCAGGCAUUGUCGGGAAGUGUAAUCCCAAUGGAAGCAACUAUGAGGAGUUCAAUGGAGCGGCACCCGCAAAGUCUUGGCUCACCUUGGUGGCCCAGUCAAGCCACACGGAGUUCCUCAACGCCGGCUUCAUCUUGAACAGGGCUUUUGCGCUCCUUUGCGGCAACAGAGGCAGCAACUCAUUCCAGGAGACAUUGCGGCUGACGGCGCCUCCAAUGCUGGCGUGGAUGGAUUCACAGCUCAGGGGCGACAACCCCGCUGCAAAAGAGCGCUUGAUGUCAUUUUACAGGUUCAUGGAUGCUGAAGAAGCUGCAGGCACUGUCAGGUUCAAUAUCAAACCAGAGACCUGGAAGUGCGUGUAA